GUUGCUGGGCCAUUUCCUCCCCACGCCUUCCUCUGUUCUCUUCUCUUCUCUUCUCUUCCCUUCCCUCUUGGCGAUGAUCUCCCCGCCUCGCCGCUGACGUGGCGCCCACCGCGCGGGGGAAAAAAAAAAUUGGAGAUAUUUUCCCCACCGCUCCUUCUCCCCUCCCUCCUCGGCUCCCUUCCUCCUGCUGCUGCUGCUGCUGCCUCUUCUCCUCCUCUCACCAAUCGGAUGUCUCCCGACGCCGACGCCGACGCCGCCGGUGGGGCUGGUGCCGGCCGAGGGGGCGGUGAUGUCGUCACAAGAUUCUAUUGGCACGGUGCUCAAGUGCAUGCACAAGGGGGCGGUGGACUUCCUUGUAAAACCAGUGAGAAAGAAUGAGCUGCGUAACCUAUGGCAACAUGUAUGGAGGCGGCAUGCAAUGAAUAGCCAAACAAAUGGAUCGGAGAAUAAUGCAGCCAGCAAUCAUAUAAGUGCCAAUGUUGCUAAUGGUUCAAAGGCAGGAGAAAACAGCGACGAGGAAAGUGAUGCCCAAAGCUUUGGUAGCAAGAGGGAGACUGAAAUUCAGAGUGUUGAGAAGUUACCAGAUAUCCGUGCGGAUGAAGGGGCUGGCCCUUCCAGAAAAAUUAAACUACAAAAUGAGUCUUAUGAUGGAGUAAACACAAAGUUGCAUGCGUCAAAAGAUAGCGAUGAUGCCCCAAGUGGAAGUGAGAAGAAUGUGCGUUCCAAAGGCCUUAAUGGUAUUACUUCAGCCAAGGUUGCUGAGCAAAUAAUGGAUAAUGCCUUGAGGAUUGCUGAUGCAAGUUCACGUCGACCAAGCAAUCUUGGCAAAGACUUGGCUAUGGCCCAACCAACAGCUGACGUACAAUGCAAAUCUUCAGUUAUGGAAAGUAAUGCUGUCACAGAGAAUAACCUUGGUGAAAAAUCGAAGGGUGCUGCAAUAAGUCAUGCUAAAUCUUGCCCCUCCCAAUUUCUGGAGACCAACUUAGGAAAGCAACACCAUCUUAAUGGUUACAAAAUCCAAGAGUUCAGGGAAAAAGAUAUCUUUAAUCACUCGAAUUCUUCUGCCUUUUCAAGAUAUGGCAAUAAAAGGAUAGAGCCCUCAGCUGAGCACCAGUUUUCCCCUUCUCUCUGCAUAACUCAUCAAGAACCUGUUCAUGACAAGGACCCAGUUUCCCAACCCAGUGGGGUGUUGCCUCCCCAUGAACAUAAUACAGGUGAGAGUACAAGGCAAGCUCGGAUUCCCUUGGACAGCAGCACAGAGGGAGCUGCUGUACUGUGUUCCAGUAGUGCUAGAGAAGAUGCAGGCGCAAGCAGUUCCUCCCAUAGACAGGACAGUAUGAGCCAUCCUUCAUAUGGGUUUAUACCUCUUCCAAUUCCUGUUGGUGCUGCGAUGCCCUACCAUUACGGUGCAAUUCUGCAGCCAGUAUACUACUCACAGGCUCCUCAUAUGCAUUGUGAUUCAGCUGGCAUCAACAAGGCAGCUAUUCAGCACGCCUCUGGUCAGUCGAAUUACCAUGAAAAUCCUAGUAAACCGUCUCAGGUUGAUGAACACAAACAGUCAGAGGAGAAUCAGCAGUUGCAUCAUUCAAGACAAAUUCUCAGAGAAUCAGAACCAAUUGACUUGACGAGAGGUCAUUUGGAGCACAUCAACCAGAGCGCUAGCUGCAGCCAGGAUAUCCGUAAAGGAAGUGGAUGCACCGGUAGUGGUGAAACUGACAUCCAUACAAAUACUGGGGUUGCCCUAGAAAGUGGCAACGAAAGUGGUAUCCAGAACUGCUAUAACAAUGGGUUGGAUAGUGACCGGUCUCGCCGUGAAGCUGCCUUGAUGAAGUUUCGCUUGAAAAGAAAAGAUAGAUGCUUUGAGAAAAAGGUUAGAUAUCAUAGCAGGAAAAAGCUUGCAGAGCAAAGACCGAGAGUUAAGGGGCAGUUUGUGAGCCAAAAGCUGAAAUCAGCUACAACAGGGGAUGCAGAAACUGACUUUGAUUCGUAACUGUAAUUUUGAUUCUUCCCUUCCCAUCCCAGGUGAGGGCAAUUGAAACGGUACAGAGUUGAAGGCUGGCAAAAGUUUUCCUUUCCAUGGUUAGCCUGUGUGUACACUCUCUAGUCGGUUGUUUAUUGGCAUUCAAGCCAUAUUUUGUAAAGGACAAAUUGACAAAUGUUCAGUGAAAUAGGCGUGCAUACCCCAGAUUUUGUUUAUGUACUCUAGAUGUUUGUGGAGUGAGGAAGUAGUCUCUGUACAGCUUAUUCACUCAUUUUGUUACCGGUACAAUACAAAAGUAGUAACUUGUAAUUACUACUUCUACAACAACAGACACUGCUGUACAACUUAGAACAGCCUUACAGUUAGCAUGACUUGCUUUCCGUUAA
Molecule: messenger RNA, 2367 nt
Organism: Setaria italica (foxtail millet)
Lineage: Eukaryota; Viridiplantae; Streptophyta; Magnoliopsida; Poales; Poaceae
Product: two-component response regulator-like APRR3
Biological process (GO): cytokinin-activated signaling pathway; phosphorelay signal transduction system
Molecular function (GO): protein binding
Source: RefSeq, a predicted model, not a curated record